Molecule: messenger RNA, 1091 nt
Organism: Erigeron canadensis
Lineage: Eukaryota; Viridiplantae; Streptophyta; Magnoliopsida; Asterales; Asteraceae
Product: vesicle transport v-SNARE 11-like
Exons: 6
Coding region: 162-827 (221 amino acids)
Biological process (GO): vesicle fusion; vesicle-mediated transport; intracellular protein transport
Cellular component (GO): SNARE complex; endoplasmic reticulum membrane; ER to Golgi transport vesicle membrane
Molecular function (GO): SNARE binding; SNAP receptor activity
Source: RefSeq, a predicted model, not a curated record
AUUAUUAAAUUUAAAUUUGAAUAAAAACGAAAACAAAAAUCAUUCAUCCGCUUUCCGGCGAAACAAAAACCAAGUCCUAAUAUUCCGAUCUCCGUCCAGUGUCAGAUUGAUUAUUUAAUUUAGAAUUGUUGUGAUCAAAUUGUGUGUAAUUGAAGAAGACGAUGAGUGAGGUGUUUGAAGGUUACGAACGUCAAUACUGUGAGCUUUCUGCCGCAUUGUCCAAAAAGUCUACAUCCACCUCUCUUCUCGAUGGAGAGCAGAAGAAACAGAAACUGUCUGAAAUAAAAGUUGGACUCGAUGAAGCGGAAUCUCUGAUAAGGAAAAUGGACCUUGAGGCGAGAAGCCUGCAGCCAAAUGUGAAGGCUGUACUCCUUGCCAAGCUUAGGGAAUACAAAUCUGAUUUGAAUAAUUUGAAAAGUGAAGUUAAACGAAUUACAUCAACCAAUUUAAAUCAGGCUUCGCGGGAUGAGUUGUUGGAAUCAGGAAUGGCAGAUGCUGCGUCGGUUUCAGCAGAUCAAAAAGGAAGACUACUUAUGUCGACAGAAAGAUUAAAUAAAACCAGUGAUAGAGUCAGGGACAGUAGAAAGACGAUGCUGCAAACUGAAGAGCUCGCGGUUUCAGUUCUUCAAGAUCUUAACCAACAACGACAGUCUCUCUUGCAUGCCCAUCGAACACUUAAUGGAGUUGAUGAAAACAUAAGCAAGAGUAAAAAGAUCAUGACCAACAUGUCAAGAAGGAUGAGCAGGAAUAAGUGGAUCAUCGGUUCCAUCGUUGCAGUACUCGUGCUUGCCAUCAUUUUGAUUCUUUACUUCAAGUUGAAGAAUUAGCCUUUCAAGUAUAACUGUUCUUUUUGAUACUCGAGUAUUUAUCAACACCCUUGUUGGUUUUUAUUAUUGCGGCGUGUGUGCUCUUCAUCGUGGAUUUGUGAUAUAGGAUUUAAUUUAAAACCAAAAAAGCUGAAAAGAUGGGAGUCUAUCUCUGCAUCUCUUAUGCAUUUUACAUUGUUGUGAGAGAGGGAGUGGAUCAUAAUCUAAGAGCAUUGUAUUUCGGAUAAAUUUUUUCAUAAUGGAAGAAGUUGCUGUUGAUAUUAA